UGGGGGUACUUUUGAAUUUGUGAGGAGUAAUUUUUCUUCUUUUAUUUUUCAUAUGCAAGUUUGCAACCUUUGGAAAGAGAAAAAGAAAACAAAACCAAAAUCAUGUUUGCUUAAUUGAGGUUCUACUUGUUCCUCUUCCUCGGCUUGUUUCGAAAAUUUAUCUUCAUGAAAAUUGAACAAUCACUUUCCAAAACCCUAAACAAGAUUACAAUUUCAUGAACAACAACAUGGCUGAUUCUAUCCCCAUUCACGAUGACCCAUCAACGAUUCCAUCACUCUCAACCGAUCAACCUAAUGAUGCAGGAAAUGAUGUGAAGUUGAGUUCUAAGGACCAGAGAGAUGCUCUGCCAGGUGAGCCAAAGUGUACUGUUUGUGGCCGGUAUGGUGAGUAUAUAUGCGAUGAAACUGACGACGAUGUUUGUAGUUUGGAAUGUAAACAGUCAGUACUAUGUCGAAUUUCUAAAUCCUCGUCUCGUGUUGGAGAUCUUCCACCACCUAAAAGGCUACCUGCAGCGGAUGUGUGUUUUUAUGUUAGAGAUACUGAUUGCAAAUCUGGCACGCCGUCUUCGAUAGGUGAUCAGAGUCAGGCUGAAUUGCUUCGGAAAAAACUUGACAUUCACGUCAAGGGUUUUGUAUCGGCACCGGUUUUGUCGUUCGCUUCCUGUAACCUCCCUGACAAACUCCUGCACAACAUCGAAGGAGCUGGAUAUGAGAUGCCUACGCCUGUACAAAUGCAAGCAAUCCCUGCUGCUUCGAUGGGGAAGAACAUGCUUGUUUUGGCCGAUACCGGAUCUGGAAAGUCUGCUUCGUUUCUUAUUCCAAUAAUUUCUCGUUGUGCGAGUCAUCGUUUGACUUAUGUUUCGGAUAAGAAAAAGCCUUUAGCUAUGGUGUUAACACCUACAAGAGAGCUCAGUAUACAGGUUGAAGAGCAUGCGAAAUUGCUCGGAAAAGGAUUGCCGUUUAAAACCGCACUUGUGGUUGGUGGUGAUGCAAUGGCUAGACAAAUCUACCGGAUUCAACAAGGAGUCGAGUUGAUUGUUGGAACACCGGGAAGGCUUGUUGAUCUUUUAACAAAGCAUGAGAUUGAUUUAGACGACGUAACGACUUUUGUUGUUGAUGAGGUGGAUUGCAUGCUUCAAAGGGGUUUCCGAGAUCAGGUCUUAGAGAUAUUUACGGCUUUGUCGCAACCUCAGGUCUUAAUGUAUUCGGCAACAAUGUCUGAUUCUUUAGAGAAUAUGGCGAACUCUCUCGCAAAAGAUACGGUGAUUAUAACCGUCGGCGAACCUAACAGACCAAAUAAGGCCGUGAAGCAGCUAGCUAUUUGGGUCGAGUCGAAACAAAAGAAACAGAAACUGUUUGACAUUUUAACAAGCCAGAAACAUUUUAAGCCACCUGUUGUAAUAUACGUCGGCUCGAGACUCGGGGCAGAUCUACUUGCAAAUGCAAUUUCAGUUUCAACAGGAAUGAGAGCCGUUUCGAUUCACGGCGAGAAGUCAAUGACUGAAAGGAGAGAAAUAAUGCAGUCAUUUAUGGUUGGCGAGUUCCCGGUGGUUGUGGCUACCGGAGUUUUGGGUAGGGGGGUCGAUCUAUUGGGUGUAAGACAAGUAAUUGUAUUCGACAUGCCGAAUUCCAUUAAGGAAUAUGUGCAUCAAAUAGGAAGGGCUUCUAGAAUGGGAGAGGAAGGUCAAGCCAUAGUUUUUGUAAAUGAUGAGAAUAAGAAUGUCUUUGCAGAGUUAGUUGACGUGUUAAAGUCGGGUGCGGCGGCCAUACCUAGGGAGCUUAUCAAUUCACAAUAUGCCACAGGAUUUUUCUCAGGGGGCAAGGGUUCUAAGAAGAGAAAGCAUAGAUGAUGAAUUUUCCUUUGAAAAUGCAUAUAGUACAUUAGAAAGUACAUGAAGAUUUCUUCAUAUUUAAGCUUGUAAUCAAUUAUAUAGAAUGAGAUUGAAGAAAAGUGCUAGAUUCUAUUGUCUCUAUGCUGUAUCAGAAAAUUGUUGCUGUAGAAUUUUACAUCUAUGCUCCCAUUUUCAAAAGAGAGCUGAUAUUUUGACUCAAAAACCGACAUUGUAGGUCGGACACCGUAUACAAACACGCUCCGAUCUUAUGUUUGUUUUUUACGAGUGAAAAAAUUAUUCGAAAAACUGUAUUUAUAUAGUGUUGGAUGUUGGAAUCUGUCAAAGAAAUGUUUCUGUUUUCAAAUAGAAUGAAUAUGCAGUUGUUUAUGCAGUUCCAGA
Messenger RNA from Lathyrus oleraceus (garden pea), 2231 nucleotides. Its product is annotated as DEAD-box ATP-dependent RNA helicase 41. The record is from RefSeq and is a predicted model, not a curated record. The coding region runs from base 216 to 1850 and encodes 544 amino acids. Lineage: Eukaryota; Viridiplantae; Streptophyta; Magnoliopsida; Fabales; Fabaceae. Gene Ontology annotation, cellular component: cytosol. The transcript is spliced from 2 exons. Gene Ontology annotation, molecular function: nucleic acid binding; ATP binding; RNA helicase activity.